UCCUGAUCACUGUGAGAAGGAUGCUGCAACAAGCUCUGAGAGUGUCCGGCCGCAGCGCCUUCCCCCUGGUCAAGUGGAUGGAGAGGUGGGCUGAGCGCGCAUCCGCCAGGCAGCAGGGGGUGAAGACUCUGAAAGAGAUGCCCGGGCCGUCGAUCGCCAGCUUCGUCUGGGACCUGUUCGCCAGACAGGGGCUGUCACGGCUGCACGAGUUACAGGUGGAAGGAGUGCAGCGGUACGGGCCCAUGUGGAAGGCGAGCUUCGGCCCCAUCCUCACAGUCCACGUGGCUGAGCCAGCGCUCAUCGAGCAGGUGCUGAGGCAGGAGGGCCAGCACCCCAUGCGCUCCGACCUGUCCUCCUGGAAGGACUACAGGAAGCACAGAGGACAUCACUAUGGACUGCUAACUGCCGAGGGGGAGGAGUGGCAGGCGGUGAGAAGUCUCCUGGGGAAACACAUGCUGCGACCAAAAGCUGUCGAAGCCUACGACCAAACCCUGAACGCCGUGGUCAGCGACCUCGUUGCCAAACUUCGCCAUCGCAGAUGCUCCGAGGGCCUCGUCACCGACAUCUCCAGCGAGUUCUAUCGCUUCGGCCUCGAGGGCAUUUCGUCAGUGCUGUUUGAAUCCAGACUCGGUUGCCUUGAUGAGGUCGUCCCAGAAGAGACGGAGCGUUUCAUCCAGUCGAUCAACACCAUGUUUGUGAGGACGCUUCUCACCAUGGUCAUGCCAAAGUGGCUACACCUGCUGGUUCCUCAACCCUGGAACGUCUUCUGUCAGAGCUGGGACUACAUGUUUGACUUCGCUAAAGGCCACAUCGACAAGCGUCUAGCGGACGAUGCAGAGAAGGUUGCCCGCGGAGAGCAGGUGGAGGGCCGUUAUCUCACCUACUUCCUGUCACGGACAGGGCUGCCCAUAAAGACGGUCUACAGCAACAUCACAGAGCUUCUUCUUGCAGGAGUCGACACAAUCUCCAGCACCCUGUCCUGGUCUUUGUACGAGCUGUCCCGUCACCCCGAGGUGCAAGCUUCGCUCCGGGAUGAGGUGUUGAGCGUGCUGGAGGGUCGGAGCAUACCGGAGGCAGCAGAUGUGGCCCGCAUGCCUUUUCUGAAGGCCGUAGUCAAAGAAGUACUGAGGCUGUACCCCGUUAUUCCUGCCAACGCAAGAGUCAUUACAGAGAAAGACAUCCAGGUUGGAGGCUACCUCAUCCCUAAAAAUACUCUGAUCACCCUUUGCCACUUUGCAACAUCACGGGACCCAGCGGUGUUUCCAAAUCCAGAUGAUUUCCAGCCCGAUCGAUGGCUUAACAAGGACCAGAGUCACCACCCGUACGCCUCUAUACCCUUUGGGGUGGGAAAACGCAGCUGCAUAGGACGCCGUAUCGCCGAGCUGGAGCUCUACCUUGCUCUUGCCAGGAUCCUGAUAGAGUUCGAUGUGAAGCCAGACCCAGAGGGGACUUCUGUGAAGCCCAUGACACGUACGCUUCUGGUUCCUGAAAGUGUCAUUAACCUCCAGUUUAUUGAACGAUGACCGACUCUGCUGAGCAGAUCUGUAGCAUUCAGUUAGAAUGGACCUUCAACCUUCGACACGGCAAAGGCCAAAGCCCUCAUACCUGUUACCUAGUAGUGUGUGCAGGCUGACGUGUGCAGAAGGACAAACGCUUGAAGGGCGAGCAGCGACGGCUCAUCACUGAGGCUUUCUACUGGGACUCCAAAUGUAUUACUGUGGGAUUUAGACUAAAAUCACCAUCAAGCACUUAUUUGCACAGAAGCCAAGAGCAAGCCAGUGAUCUCCUUCAGGAUGUUUCAACAGACAAUCUUUUAUUCUUCAGUCAGUCAGACCGAGAAUUGCAACAUGUAUUUGAAGCUGAUUUUUGAUUUCCUAGGAACCCCUUCCUAAAUCUGAUUAUGACUUGUGUUCUUUUGCACUAUUAACUAUAGACAGCAUUUCCUUUUGUUUCCUUGUGUCCUCGACGUGCACUUCAUUUCUGUAUAUAAGUUUGAGAUAUGCACCUCGCUACAAAGACCAAAAACCAUAACUCACGAGAGUGAAAAACUGAGAAAAAAAUACUUCAGAGUUAUCUAUAUAAUAUUGGAAAUGUGGUUAGUCUUUGUUUAUUGUUUUGUUGUUUUUGAUGAAGUUAAUUAUCGAGUUGAGAGGUCUAGUUAUCUAGAAGUUGAGGUACUCUGCCUUUGCAUUGUCUGAAAAGUACUAAAGGUUUUAGCCAAGGCGAAAGGCUUCCAUGUGAUCGCUCACAUGCUGUUUAUUACCGUAAGCAAUUUAAUGCAAUAUGAAUACGAAUAAAUCAAUUAAUGGGCAGGGUUUAAAAAAAAAAAAACAACAACACUUUGAUUGUUGUUUUGUACCUCACAUCAUUAGGACCAAAUUGGGUAAUUCUGAUAAAUGGUUCAGUUAGACAAUGACACAUUAUAGUCCACAUAACAUAUUAAUGUUUGUGUGUAUGACAUAGAAUGCUGAGGCAAAACACCGUAAUUUAAGACCAGAAAACGCUACUUGAUUUUGCUGUGGUUCCCACGACUAUUUUUGCAAAAAACAACAACACAGGACACUGAUAUUUGUCCACAUGACGGAAAAGAUCUAAUUUUUUCAAAAGUCAUUUUUUUACCAAGAUUAAGUUAAGGUCUUUUGCCUUGCACUGCAGCGCAAUGUGCUGUAAAUAAUUUAUAGUAUUAGGAGAGUCUCAGACUGGCACAUGGACACGGUGUUUCUUCAGCUCUUGUUGAGCAACUGUGAGAUUUUGUGUAGAUAUGAUGUCCAAUAUACUGAUCAAAGCGUAUUUUAUGAGGUGCUUAUGGUAAAAUUUAGUGACGGGUUCCUUUUUUAAAAAAAGAAAAAAAAAGGCAGCUGUUAAAAUGAUUCCUGUGUAGGAAUGCACGGUGCCACUGUUUAAUAUCACAAACACAGGCCAUUCUGCACUCAGGCUUUGUCUGUAUUGUCUGUUAAAUGUAACUUUAUGCCACAAUGCAACUCUAUCUGUCUAUUAUGGGUUUUUAAAAAAACCUUUGAUGAGUGAUAUACAACACAUCACCACUUUCUAAAUGUAAUAAGCUUCAGUAUCUGAUUGUAUUUAUUCUAAUUAAACACAUUUUAAAACUGGUACUGUAAAUGUCAUUAAAAUGUUUC
Messenger RNA from Centropristis striata (black sea bass), 3137 nucleotides. RefSeq names its product 25-hydroxyvitamin D-1 alpha hydroxylase, mitochondrial (gene cyp27b1). Gene Ontology annotation, cellular component: mitochondrial inner membrane. Gene Ontology annotation, biological process: C21-steroid hormone biosynthetic process; cholesterol metabolic process; glucocorticoid biosynthetic process. Gene Ontology annotation, molecular function: monooxygenase activity; iron ion binding; oxidoreductase activity, acting on paired donors, with incorporation or reduction of molecular oxygen. The record is from RefSeq and is a predicted model, not a curated record. NCBI's taxonomy places the organism in Eukaryota, Metazoa, Chordata, Actinopteri, Perciformes, Serranidae. The transcript has 9 exons. The coding region runs from base 21 to 1523 and encodes 500 amino acids.